This is a messenger RNA of Arabidopsis arenosa, 3153 nucleotides long. NCBI's taxonomy places the organism in Eukaryota, Viridiplantae, Streptophyta, Magnoliopsida, Brassicales, Brassicaceae. The record is from the annotation of a GenBank genome assembly.
UUAAUUUUGAUGUCAAUUUCAUGUUUUUCGUCCCCGAUUGAAAUCUAGGGUUCAUAUUUAUCGAUCUAUCUCAGGGCUUUCCAGAUCUGUAAAUUAUCAAAGGGCUUUCUCUUGAUUUGUAUAGAUUUGAUCAAUUCUUAUCCAAUUCAUACUUGAUUUGGUUGAUUUUUGGGUAGGCUGGAAUCUAAGGUUAGGGUUUCUUCUGAUUUGGGGAUUUUCGGUUUUGUUCCAACUUAAGCUUCUAAAGGCUUAAAAUUCCUAUUGAACAUCCCUAGUUUAAGUCUUCUGGUGGCGUUCUAGUUUGGUUCUAUCCCUAGUGAAGUUGGCCUGAAACCUUAUCCGAGCUUACUUGCUUAGAGAGGUUGAAAAUGGGAUUCAAACGCCCUUUUGAAGAUGAGAAAUUUCAUGAGCUCCCACUCAAACAUUCUAGACAACUUGGCUAUACCGAUAAGUCGACUCAGUUUGAAGAAGUUAGUCCUCACCAUGCUGCUUUCCAGAAAACUGUUGCCACGGUGAAUGAGGGAAAUCUUUGUAAGUCACAAGGCGGUGAAUCAUCUGAUGGUGAUAUGUUUGAUGAAGAGUCCAAUUUUGUUUACCCGGGUCAUGACAUGGAUGAUACUUUUACAUGGGAUACAAAAGGUUGUGGUGGAAGAGAUGCAACUUAUUCUCCCCAUUCUGGAAAGUAUUUUGAGCUAGAUAUACCUCCAAGAGUGUUUGCUCCUGUUGAGACUUUCUAUUCUUUCCUCCUGGAUCAGCCUGCUAGAAAGCAAGUGCCCAUUGGACCAGGUCAUCAAGCCGAAAUUCCUGAAUGGGAAGGCAGUCAGACUGGGAGCACAGAGCCCUCAGGCAUGUCGGUUCAAGAUCACAUUAGUAGAUGUGCUGAUGGUGAGAAGCUGUUUGGUACAUCUGUUAUUCCCAUGCCUGGUUUGACUACAUUUUCACAUAUGGAUGACUUAGUAGGGAAGGGUAGAAAGUUCUGUGUCUGCCGGGACAUGGGUUCUGUCAGGUGUGUGUGCCAGCACAUCAAAGAAGCUAGAGAAGAAUUAGUUAAGACGUUUGGAAAUGAGACAUUCAAAGACCUGGGCUUAUGUGAUAUGGGGGAAGAAGUUGCACGGAACUGGAGCGAUGAAGAUGCACAACUUUUUCAUGAGGUUGUUUAUUCCAAUCCUGUAACAUCGGGUCGGAACUUUUGGAAGCACUUGGAAGCUGCAUUUUGUUCCCGAACUCAGAAAGAGAUUGUUAGCUUCUACUUUAACGUUUUUGUCCUCGGAAGGAGAGCCAUCCAGAACAGAGCUUUUAUAUUGGACAUUGACAGUGAUGAUGAUGAAUGGCAUGGAUGUUAUGGGGGCUCUUCGGGUACUCCUUAUGUUGAAGAAGAUGAAGAAGACUCUGCUAUUGAGUCUCCUCUUCAUCAAGGGACUGAGAAAGUGUAUCCACUCCAUCAUGAAGAGGAUGAAGAAGAUGCCAGUAAUAGCGGCAAUGAUGAAGAUGAUGAUGCCUAUGUUGAUACUAGAGAAAGUGGCACUGGACUGUAUGACCAGCACAUGAUGAAUUCAACAGUUGAAUAUAUUGAUAGAUCUUCUGGGAACAAUGGGGAGAGGUUGAACUUGGAAGAUGACUCGUGCACGUCCUUUGAACUUGCACAUGAUGCAGUGAACUGUGGAAAGAAAGAUGAGACUGUUCCUGGAGAACAUCAGAAGAAGUGUAAUGAUCCAAUGGACACUAAAGUCUGGGCUGAUUCGAGAGAAGAAUCAAAUUUUCAAAUGGAGGAAGGGAAAGAGAAGUUGUUUAUGUGCAAGUACUGUCACAAGAAGUUUCCUUCUGGGAAAUCACUUGGAGGUCACAUUAGAAUUCAUACGAAUGAGAAUUCAGUUGGUUCUGAUCGUUACCAUGGCAAUAAGAAGAAGAAGAGGUUGGUGGAUCAGAGAAAGAUGAUGGCUCAGAAACAACAAGUUGGUUGCAGAGAAUGUGGUAAAGUGUUCGUUUCUUUGAAAGCUCUUAGAGGUCACAUGGCUUGUCAACACUGUGAGGGAAAGAAGAUGUUGAUGGAUAGCCAAUCUGAUACUGAGACUGAGACUGAGACUUCCUCAGCUCGUAUCAGGAAAAGAUCCAAGAGGGUGGUCAUGAAACGAUCCAAUUCUGAAUCUUUUAGUAAUGAGAGCUCGUCUUUUGUUUCUGAGAUUGACCAAGUAAGUAGGGAUGCGGCUUAUACUUUGUUUAUGUUGUCGAGUGAUUCUCGUAGUUGCAAGACAAGAUGUAACUUGGUGAUGAACUCUCUGGGUGAGUCAUCUGACAACAACUCUUCGGUUGUGGAAACUAAGUCAUCUUCAGGAGAUGAGCUAAAGAUCUUUAAUGUGAAGAAUCAAGUUUUAGAGACAGAUAAAGUUGGAGUAGAUGACCAAUUGAGAUCUGAUGAUGAUGAUGGUGUUAGUCUCUGUGAUUCAGAUGACUCUGAUUCUGAUUACUUCAUAAAUGGUCCAAGUAAGUCGGAUUCAGACAUUUCUGUUGACGAGAACACUGGAUUUGGAUCUAGAUUCAACAACUCAUUGAACAGAUUCAGGAAUAGUAAUGAGGGUGGAUCAAAGUAUGAGCUGAGCAAAAGCAAGAGAGCCUUGUUUUCUUAUGAAACUGGUUCAUGUGCAGACACAAACAACGAGAUUCAUCAUAGGUUCAGAGAUAGCAAAUCCUCAGUGUUCAAGAAAGAAAGUGGUGAGAAGAAGACAAGCAAAGGUCAUGAGUGUCCAAUUUGCUUCAAGAUGUUCAAAUCAGGCCAAGCUUUAGGUGGUCACAAGAGAUCACAUUCCAUUGCAAACCAAGUAGCUGAUACGCGUAACCAAAUCGAUCUCAAUCUUACUUAUUUGGAUACUGAUGAAUGAAUCAGAACCUGAAACUAGAACUCAUCCUCGGUUUUUUUCAUUCUCUCUGGUAUUCAUCCCCUCUUUUUGUUUGUUUGCUUGCUCCAGAUUUUAGAACUAGAUCAAAAGUUUUUUGAUUGUUCAUAUACAGUUGCUUAUCACUUAGAGCCAAUUCUUUUCUCUUUAUGAAUUCAAGUAUUGAUGUAUAUAUUAUCUUCAGCUUUUUAGGGACCUUUCAUGUUUCUUACUGAGAUUAAGAUACAUUCUUCUUGUCUUCAAAGAAAGCUGUCACUUUUUA